This is a messenger RNA of Gossypium arboreum, 1552 nucleotides long. RefSeq names its product DNA repair protein recA homolog 3, mitochondrial-like. The coding region runs from base 674 to 1324 and encodes 216 amino acids. Gene Ontology annotation, molecular function: single-stranded DNA binding; ATP-dependent activity, acting on DNA; ATP binding. The transcript is spliced from 6 exons. The record is from RefSeq and is a predicted model, not a curated record. Gene Ontology annotation, biological process: DNA repair. Lineage: Eukaryota; Viridiplantae; Streptophyta; Magnoliopsida; Malvales; Malvaceae.
CAUGUUAGCAAACCUACACACUUAUAUAUAUUUCUAGAUUUGUAUAGGUUAUGUAAGAGAGCAUAUUGAUAGCUCUCUAUUUGUUCAUGGCGGAACUGAUUGUAUGGGUGCAAUUGAACAGUAAACCUUUACAGCAUGUUUGGUUCGACGGAAUGGCCAUUCCAUUUCGCCCCUAUUCCACGCGCUACAGUGACCCGUUUGUUUGGUUGAAAUUUGACCGCUGAAUAGCUAUUCCGUGCGGGCUCUAUUACGCGUAAACGCUGCAUAACCAUUCAGAGGGUCGGGCGCUGAAUGCCUAUUCAAUGGCUCUCGUAAUAGCUUUUUUUUUUUUUUAUUUCGGACGAAAAUCUCCUCCCACUUCCACUCAUCAUUUAGACGAAAAUCUUAUUGGGUUUUCAUAAAAUACAUAGAAUACUCUCUGUUUUUGGAUUUUGGGUGUGGCUGAUUUACGUGUGCUAGAAAAUAUGGAGAAAUCGAUGUUGAAGGCGGAGCUUUCCAAAGAAAUGCGCACGUCUCCCACAGUGGAGCCCAGCGAUUGUGGGAACGGUGAGGCUCCGAUCAAUUAUCAACGAUUGUUACAAUCUUGGAGAAGACAGCCCUGUGUUUGAAAACUUGUUUGAAUUUUGUCAAAUUUAUACUGGUGGGACAAUAGGAAACUAAAUUUGAUGCCGAAAUGGCUGCAAUGACCUGUGUUCCAUGGGGUACCCUUGAAAGCGUUGGAGACCAAUCAGGAUAUGUCAAUGGCAUAAAUAUGAUCCUUAGUAGUAGCAUUCCUGUACUUGAGAGCAUUCUUUCACCUAUUUACUUCCAGUUCUUCUUGGACAAGGUGAGGUCAAAACUUUCGACAUUUGGAUUUGGUGGGCCAACUGAAGUUACCUACGGUGGUAAUGCCUUGAAGUUUUAUGCUUCAGUGCGUCUAAAUAUAAGGAGAACAUGGCUUGUCAAGAAAGGAGAAGAGACUAUUGGAAGUCAAGUUCUUGUGAAGAUUGUGAAGAACAAGCUUGCCCCUCCAUUUAAGAAUGUUGAAUUUGAGCUUGAGUUUGGCAAGGGAAUAUCCCGGGAAAGGGAUAUCAUAGAUUUGGCAACGAAACACAAACUUGUUACAAAGUCUGGCGCAUUCUACAGUUUCAACGACAGGAAACUCCAUGGCAAGGAAGCCUUCAGAAGGUUUUUAGCUGAAAAUAGAAGUGCUCUUGAAGAACUUGUGAUGAAACUUAGAGAAAAGCUACUUGAUGCUGAGAGCAAGAAGGAACGACAAACAGAUAUCUCGGAUGAUUGUGGGGGUAAUUGUGGCGUUGAAAAGUUUUGUGUAUUCAAUGGAUGAGAUAAUACAGGAUCUUGUUUCAAAUUUUCAAGGGCAUCCGACUGUCUUUCUCUCACAUUGUCCUAUUUCCAGCCAUAUUUACCAUGUUAACAAGGGAGCAAUUUAUAUUUGAAAAAUUACAUUGUAUAACUUAGAUUCUUAUUUAAAUUCUGAGAAAAUUUUCUGCUAUCUAGCGAAUCUGUUCUCUGCAAUUAUGAAAUCAUAAAAUCACAUAUUAGUAGUAGUCCA